Molecule: messenger RNA, 1626 nt
Organism: Diaporthe amygdali
Lineage: Eukaryota; Fungi; Ascomycota; Sordariomycetes; Diaporthales; Diaporthaceae
Product: f-box domain-containing protein
Exons: 1
Coding region: 1-1626 (541 amino acids)
Source: RefSeq, a predicted model, not a curated record
AUGGGCGCCUCUAGGAAGAGAUCUUCGUCCAUGGACAGCAACCGCGCCGUGUGCGGCCGCCCCCACAAGUCCUGGACUGAGACCGAGCCCGAGCUCGAGCCCGAGUUGGGUUUUGAGGGCAUGUCAACUCUCUUCGGAACGAUCGCCUGUACCGUCAACCCUGCCAAGUCUUCGAGCAACAGUUCUGUCGUCUCUUCGGCUGGCAGUGACCGCGGCCGUAGCAAGAAGCCUCAACUAACCCCUAAGAACUCGGCAAGAUGCUUCGAUAUGCAGCCUUCUUCUACUUGCAGCUCGACCGCCGCCACUACCGCGGGCAGCCUCGAAGAGAAGCUCGAGGUGACCUUCAUGGAUCUGCCGACCGAGAUUCAUCUCGACAUCGUCGACAUUUGUUUCGUGCUGGACGGCUGGGGUGACAACCACAGGUCGAAUAAGGACAGAAAGUUUAUUGGCGGUACCGUUCGGGAGUUGACUCUUGUCAAUCGGUACUUUCGCAAGCUUACUGCGCCGUAUCUCUUCAGGAGCAUUUGCAUCAACGACAACACCGAGGCUCUGUUCAGGGAUGUUCUCAAGGAGAGUAUCCAGGCCAUGAUGGUCAAUCCAGACACGCAACAAUGGCUGCACAAGAUCCAGAAGUUCACUGUUUCCCUUACUCGAACGGCGCAGCCGAAUCACCAGUACGUCGAGGAGGAUGUCAUCCUCAUCCUUGACCUUAUCCGGCCCAAGAUCCAACGCUUUGUCAUAGAGCAGCACAGCACACAGUGGCAGCUCCUUUGCCUCGUCGAGAAUAUUUGGCGCAAGUGGGCCCGAAAUGGAUUUCCGCACCGUAUCUACAACACCAAGCAACUUGAGAUCUAUGCCCCUUUUGGACACAACUGGGACUUUCAGUUCCUUGCCAACCCCUACGUCAACGUUGAGCGCAUGUGGCUCGACUACAACUGCGACCUCCUGGAGCCUAAGACCCUCAAGCUGUCUCGGCUCCCAAACCUGGAGUACCUCAUGGUCCGCUCGUUCCCACUCAACUUUCUCGACGACGCGAUCGACCUGGCCAAUUUCCAAGGCUGGAGCGAGCACCCCGCAAACCCUAAGCUCGCCGCACUGGCCCGCACGCUACCGCAGCUGAAGCACCUCGCGAUGUGCGGCCUGCUCAACGGACCGAUCAAGAAGCUCGCGACGCGCCUCGCGCCCAUGCGUUCUCUGGAGCAGCUCGACAUCACCGAUCAGCAGCCCGUCAGCGCACAGCAGAUCAUGGCGGCCAGGCGCGGCGUCCACUCUAACGACGCUAUCGACUGGGCCAUCACCCACAGCCGCCUGAUGCGCAUGCACGCCGCCAAUACCGGCCGCGGCGAUGCCGCAGCCACCUUCUUCAAAACUCUGCCCAAACUGAAGCGCAUCUGCUUCGUCCGCGACCUGAUCGGCACCGUGUUCCACGCCGUACGCGACGAGGAGACUGGAGAGCUCGAGCGCGUCGAGCCGCGGGAGACCAUCACUGCCGAGCGGCGCUACCUCAAGUGGCAGAACCCCAAGGCAUGGCUGUGCGGCUUCCCCAAUGUCCUGGGAUACAAGUUGUUUGACGAGAGAGACGGGUUCUGCGACACCAUCGCGUCCGAUGCCACGUUCUGGCUGUAA